AUGGCUUCAAGUACAUCUACGGUUCCCCAGUGGGUUCAACAGCUGCAGUCGCCCCCAGCAGCAAAGUCCAAAGCCCCUGGCAUCGUUGACCCGCCAGGCUUCGCUGGCUCUGGAGGAAGCAAGAAGCAAAAAGACUCCAAGACCGCGCCGCGAAAGUCCCCGACACACGACGAGAUGGAUACCCUCAAGCUCAAGAAGGCCUGGGAGGUCGCGCUUGCACCCCUCAAGGGUCUGCCCAUGACCUUCAUCAUGAUGUACAUGUCCGGCAACUCGCUACAGAUAUUCAGCAUCAUGAUGGUCUUCAUGGCCUUCAAAAACCCCAUCAUGGGCCUGGCCAACACCAACCAAGCUUUUGAGCGUUUCCAAACCGAGACAAACUCAGCCAAGAUUCUCCAGGCCAAGCUGGCCUACGUGCUUAUGCAGCUUCUAGCGCUCGGCGUGGGUAUCUGGAAAAUCAACGGGAUGGGACUUUUGCCGCACGUAAUCUUCCUGUGA
Molecule: messenger RNA, 495 nt
Organism: Cordyceps fumosorosea ARSEF 2679
Lineage: Eukaryota; Fungi; Ascomycota; Sordariomycetes; Hypocreales; Cordycipitaceae
Exons: 2
Coding region: 1-495 (164 amino acids)
Biological process (GO): protein folding in endoplasmic reticulum
Cellular component (GO): EMC complex
Source: RefSeq, a predicted model, not a curated record